AUGCAUAGCCAUUCACCGUCAUCUUCGGUUAGACCAUCAUCCCCUGUGGCACCGCCUGUUGGAGAGCAAGCUGAAGAAUUUGAUGCACCCAUAGACGGUUCCAAUGGUAGGAAGGAGGAUGAUGAUUGUACUACACCGUUUGAGCCUAUCGUACCUGGAGGACCCUAUGUGGAGGAUUCCUGGGCUUUGGUGCCAUAUCGGCCUUUGCAUUUCGGGUGGGAUAUCGGUGCUUCAGCUGACAGUCCACAUCAUGACCAAUCAGCUGAGAUUGAGGUGGAAGAUCGGAAGCAUAACGUUGGUGAUACAAGCCGAUUCGGUCGAGUUUACCACCAGUCACAUCACGUCAUCUCUCCUUACACCGACCCAUGUAAAAAGAAGGUCAAAUUUAAUCUUACUCGACCUAUUGAUGCAUCAAAGGAGAGGGCGUUCGAUGAGUGGUAUAGGGUGGCACCGAAGGAAGCAACCGUGUGUACAUCUUAUAUGACGGUGGGAAAGGAAUUUUUUGCUGAGCUACUGACCGAUGAAGGAUGGUUGAAUUCCGAUCAUAUUGACACUAUUUUGUAUUUCAUAUGAAAAAGGCGGUUUGAUAAUGAGAAGAUGUUCACCAACACCUGUGCCAUAUUAGACGUGUUAUUUUGGUCAUCCAUCAAAGGGCGUUAUCCCAUAUGGAGGGCAUCUCGUAGCACAUAUUCAUGUGAUGCAACCCUUUGUAACUAUGUGCGUGGGAGGUCACCCAAACCUAGCGUGUCGUGGCGGA
Ziziphus jujuba (common jujube) is the source of this 757-nucleotide messenger RNA. RefSeq lists its product as uncharacterized. The transcript is spliced from 3 exons. The record is from RefSeq and is a predicted model, not a curated record. Bases 1 to 573 code for a protein of 190 amino acids. Lineage: Eukaryota; Viridiplantae; Streptophyta; Magnoliopsida; Rosales; Rhamnaceae.